UGCUGCAUGCAUGCUGUCGCUUUACAUGCUUUACGCAGUGUUCAACUCAUGGUGUUGGAAGUCCCAUGAAUUGACGCCUGGCCUUCGUUUUUCGUGUAUAAUUUUUGAUCUUUUGUGAGUCCGGCAUGGGCAAGCUCAAUGUUACAAUGCUGCGGUACCUGUCUCGGGAAGAUUUCCGCGUGCUGACCGCCCUUGAGAUGGGAAUGAAGAAUCAUGAGAUUGUGCCGGGGUCACUGGUUGCAUCCAUCGCCAACCUCCGACACGGUGGCUGUUACAAGCUCUUGAAGGAGCUGGUGCGCAACAAGCUGAUUGCCUGGGAACACGGCAAAUAUCCAGGUUAUCGGCUGACCUACCCUGGCUAUGACUACUUGGCAUUGAAAGCCCUCGCUGCGAGGAAUGUACUCGCGUCAGUGGGCAACCAAAUCGGAGUAGGCAAGGAAUCAGAUAUCUACAUUGUUGCCAAUGACGAUGGGGAGCAACUGGCCUUGAAAUUGCACAGGCUGGGGCGGACAUCCUUCCGUAAGUUGAAGGAGAAGCGGGAUUACCUCGGCAAGCGACGCAACGCCUCCUGGCUCUACCUCUCCAGACUGGCUGCUAUGAAAGAAUAUGCUUUCAUGAAGGCCCUGCAUGAUCAUGGUUUUCCUGUUCCAAAACCAAUAGACUUUAACAGACACUGUGUAGUCAUGGAGCUGAUGAAUGCGUAUCCACUGAACCAAAUCCACCAUCUUGCCGACCCCGCGGCCACUUACAACGACCUGAUGAAUCUCAUCAUGCGGCUAGCCAGCCAUGGUCUGAUCCAUGGCGACUUCAACGAGUUCAACCUGAUGCUGGAUGACCAGGAUCGUGUCACACUCAUCGACUUCCCCCAGAUGGUGUCCACGUCUCACAGCAAUGCUGAAAUGUAUUUUGAUCGGGACGUUCAGUGUGUGCGCGAUUUCUUCCUCCGACGUUUUCAGUAUGAGAGCGAGCUGUAUCCCAAGUUCUCCGAUGUCUGUCUGGAGAAUUCUCUAGAUGUUGAUGUCUCAGCGAGUGGCUUCACAAAAGACAUGCAGAAAACAUUUGAAGAGGAGACAACAGCUCUGAGAGAGGCCACAGAGGGAGUACGGGAAGAGGACAGCAACGAGGAGACAGACACAAAUAAUCCCAAAGGUGACAGUAGCGGUGAGGAGCUCUCCUCUGGAGACGAAAAAGAUGCCGCCACUUCCACAAAGGAAUCCACAAGGACUUGCGUUGAUCCACUACCUAAACUAGUAGAUGAGGCCGAGAGGUUUGUUGAUGCGUGUGGGGAGGAAUAUGUGGAUGAAGCACAGGAAAGUAAGGCUCUCAGAGUGGGCGGAGUCCGCGACAGUGAGGAGGAGGCGGAGUUGGGAGCUGACAGGCAGUGUCCGUAUGAGGAUUUGGAAGACAUUGCCACCCUGAACAAGCAGUACCGCCCCCAUCGGGACGCAGCCAGCCUGGCCCAUGUCAACCACCACAGCCGGCAGCGCAGCAGCGACAGUGUGACCUCCAGCGCUACCACCCGCUCUACGAUGGAUUCAUCCAUGGUCAGGGCAAAGGUCAAGCAGAGCCUGCUGAAGAAGCAGAAAGCCCAACAGCGGCGGAGGCGGGCAAAGGGGGAGGCGGGGAUUGUGACCGAGACGAGGAGGGAUAACCGGGACAACAUCAAGCAGAGCAUGAGCGAUGUGUGGUUUUAAGUCGGGCUACGUCUCAUUAACAAACUCAGUUCCAUGGAAAGGCUGGUUCAUACUUGACGCAAAAAUAAAUGUGAAUUUGUGACCUCAGAUGAAAUAUUCACGCUGUAAUUCGCACCAGUUGAACCCAUUUCAGUUCGAGGCAGUUUCCCUGGAAAUUUUUCAUGACGUCCAAUUUUCAUUCCUUUUGCGUUCACCUGAAUUUUGAAUCAGCCUAAAGGCAUAUCUCCCUUGUAGUGGUUCAUCUUCUGCUUGGAAGUUUCACGUGUCAAAGAGAAAAAUGCUCGUGUCGUAAAAGCCUUGACACUGUCUGUCCAUGAGGUACCAUGGUUUAACACAGGAAUCAGGUCACCAGAGACUUCAUUUUUAUGUUUUUAAGUGGCAAUUUAAAAACACAAUUUUGUUCCAUCUUCAAUAUUUCAUAGAUUCAGCAUUUUUUAUUGAAGUGUGUUGUCUUCCAAGAUCACACAUUUCCCUCGGUUACACCUGCACUUCUUUGUAAUUCAUUCAAAUAUACAACAUAUUUCAGGCUUUUCAUUCAGUUUCGUUACUGCAUAGAAAUCUGUACAACUCAUUCAAAAAAAGCUGAAGCACAUUCAGUGACCUCGCUUAUUUUUUAGUGCAUGACAGUUCAUUGGACUUUGGCAAGUCCAGCACACUUUAUUAAGACAUUUUUCAUAUUGUCGUCAUUUCUCAUUUUUGUAAGCUUUGAGCUACCUGUCAACUCUAAGGCUGUGGCUAUCAUUAACAGUGCUGACUGAAAUUCAAUUGACUGAAUGUUUUUUCCACAUGAAUGAAGUAAGUGCUCACAACAUCAGCUGAAGAAUUUGUCCAGCGUGUUGGUCUGUGUCACCUCCUGUUUGCGUCGUUUUGCCGCUGACUUGGGGCCAGACAAACUCCUGUAAAGCAAAUUUGGAACAGAAAUUACAAGGAAAGCAAUCUGAAAAACAAUCAUAUCACAAAAGACCUUUCAGUAUCAAGAGCGAGAAAAAGGAUAUUUACAAAAUCCUUGGAAUAUAAUGCAGUCAGUGUCUUCAGUAUCUAUUUACAGCACUGAAAAUAAAAUUAUUUCAGCUUUCAGAAUGGUGAGCUUGAAAUUCAAACAUUCCUGCUACGGGAGGAAAAUUCCAUCAGUUGAUUUUUCAUCAGAAAAACUGAGUCUAGUGUCACAGGAUUUUGAUUUCUACAUGUA
Acanthaster planci (crown-of-thorns starfish) is the source of this 2883-nucleotide messenger RNA. It is a transcript of the gene riok2, whose product is annotated as RIO kinase 2. NCBI's taxonomy places the organism in Eukaryota, Metazoa, Echinodermata, Asteroidea, Valvatida, Acanthasteridae. Gene Ontology annotation, biological process: protein phosphorylation; maturation of SSU-rRNA. Gene Ontology annotation, molecular function: ATP binding; protein serine/threonine kinase activity. The record is from RefSeq and is a predicted model, not a curated record. Gene Ontology annotation, cellular component: nucleus; preribosome, small subunit precursor; cytosol.